This is a messenger RNA of Eimeria mitis, 510 nucleotides long. Its product is annotated as CpCCp1/Cpa135, related. The record is from RefSeq and is a predicted model, not a curated record. NCBI's taxonomy places the organism in Eukaryota, Apicomplexa, Conoidasida, Eucoccidiorida, Eimeriidae.
AUGAAAAAAUCUAUACACGAUUACUUCGGCAUCACCGAAGUGAAAGCAAUUGAAACGGGGGAGCCGCAGCUGAUGAUAGUAGCGGGGAUAACGAGCAAGGAGAGCGAGAUGUGUUUACAGGUUCGUGGCGGCUCUGUUGUUCUAGGGAGCUGUACGUCGGCGCUUGAGGAGGGAGAUGGCCGCUCAACAUGGGCUGCUGAGGCGAAUUCUCAGCUGCCUAAAGCAGUACACGGCUCAGAGCCAGGCACGGGAGAUAUUGCUGCUGAAACGGGGGCCUCUGCCCGCUCCAGCAGCACUGCAGCAGGAGAGCAUGGGCCCCCUCUCGCACUCGAUAGAGAUGUGAAUACCUUUUGGGCUUCUGGUGCUUUCCCUGAUGCUGAGGAGCACGUGGUUACCUUUGAUCUAGACUUGGGAAAGAAAGCGCGUCUAGCUGCAGUGCGUAUCGACUGGGAGUACCCCCCUAUGGCAUACAAAUUGCAGCUGAGCACCGACGGGAGUUUAUAUUCGUGA